Molecule: messenger RNA, 204 nt
Organism: Mus pahari (shrew mouse)
Lineage: Eukaryota; Metazoa; Chordata; Mammalia; Rodentia; Muridae
Product: DNA-directed RNA polymerases I, II, and III subunit RPABC5-like
Exons: 1
Coding region: 1-204 (67 amino acids)
Biological process (GO): tRNA transcription by RNA polymerase III; transcription by RNA polymerase II; transcription by RNA polymerase I
Cellular component (GO): RNA polymerase I complex; RNA polymerase III complex; RNA polymerase II, core complex
Molecular function (GO): zinc ion binding; DNA binding; DNA-directed RNA polymerase activity
Source: RefSeq, a predicted model, not a curated record
AUGAUCAUCCCAGUGUGCUGCUUCACCUGCAGGAAGAUCGUAGGCAGCAAAUGGGAAACCUACCUGGGUCUGCUGCAGGUCGGGUACACUAAGGGGGAUGCCCUGGACGCUCUGGGUCUACAGCACUACUGCUGCCGCUGCAUGCUGCUGGUACAUGUGGAUCUGACUGAGAAACUGCUGAAUUAUGCACCCCUAGAGAAGUGA